UGUACGCCUUUUCAUUCUUUGGAGAAGUGCUGAAGUGGGGUACAAAGAAAAUUCAAGAAAGAAACUGCAAGAAAGAUACAACAAGAAGAAACCUGCCGAUUAACACAUACAAUCCUCUCUUUCUGUUCUUACGCGCAUAUCCAUUUUGAUCUUUUUCUUGAUUUUUGUUUCUUGUUUUCACAAUCUUCUUCUUGGCUUUUUAUGGCGAAAACGGGGGGGUUUCUUGAAGUUCUUCCUACUACUGUGUCAAACUCAACUGAGUUGAAGAAGGAAUUGCUGAGGCUUGUGAAUGCAAUUCCUGAUGGGGAAGAUUUUAGCUUGGAGAUUGCUGAUGAGGUUUUAAGGAUUUUGACUGCUUUGAAUGAAUUGAAAUUUGAGAAGUCAUCGGAUUCUUUGAAGCUGGUUGAUGAUAAGGAUACGGUUGUUCCUGAUGAAUUUAAAUGUCCCAUUUCAGGAGACCUCAUGAUUGACCCUGUCAUCUUGGCUACUGGGCAGACUUAUGAUCGGCCAUUCAUCCUGCAAUGGCUAAAUGAUGGGCACCGGAUAUGUCCUCAAACUCAGCAAGUACUCUACCAUACUAUGCUUAUCCCUAAUCACUUGGUGCGAGAAAUGAUUUCACACUGGUGCAAGAAGCAUGGAAUUGAGCUCCUCAAGCCUGUUGAGGGUGUUGGGGACAAUUCAGUUGCUUAUGCAGACAGAGGCUACUUGGAUUCGCUGCUUGAAAAGAUGUCCUCUUCCCUUUCUGAUCAAAAAGAAGCUGCAAAAGAGCUUCGGCUGCUAACUAAAAGGAUGCCAUCAUUUCGGGCCCUUUUUGGUGAGUCCACUGAUGCCAUUUUCCAAUUACUCAAUCCACUUUCACCUGGUAGAGCCGAUUCUCAUCCUGAUCUCCAAGAGGAUUUGAUUACUACAAUUUUGAACCUCUCCAUUCAUGAUAAUAACAAGCGAUUAGUUGCAGAAAAUCCACUUGUCAUUCCUUUGCUUAUUGAAUCUCUGAAAACGGGAACUAUAGAAACAAGAAGUAAUGCUGCUGCAGCUCUCUUUACCCUAUCAGCUCCUGAUUCAAACAAGAUUCUUAUUGGGAAAUCAGGUGCUCUCACACCUUUGCUUGAACUUUUAGAGGAAGGGAACCAAUUAGCCAUGAAGGAUGCUGCAUCUGCAAUAUUCAGCCUAUGCGUUGUCCCCGAGAAUAAAGCGAGAGCAGUCCGUGAAGGGGCAGUUAGGGUGAUCCUGAAAAAGAUAAUGAAUGGCAUAUUUGUUGAUGAGUUGUUGGCUAUUCUUGCUAUGCUUGCUAACCAUCCAAAGGCUGUUGAGGAAAUGGGGGAGCUAGGUGCUGUGGGUUGCUUGCUCAGAAUUAUCAGGGUGAGCAUGUCUGAACGCACCAAGGAGAACAGCGUAGCAAUCUUAUACACAAUCUGUCUAAAUGAUCGAAACAUGUGGAAGGAGGUGUGGAAUGAGGAAACUGCCAACCAUACACUUUCUAUACUUGCUGAUAAUGGUACUUCAAGAGCCAGGAGAAAGGCUGAUGGUAUUCUCGAUAGGUUGUUAAAACAAAUCCUUAUUCCAGAGACAUGAUCCAUGCUUCCUGUACAUACUUUCAUCCUUCACUCUGCCAUGCAUACACACUAAUACUAGCUCAGUUACCUGUAAAAAGCUCACAUAUCUGUAUAUGUUACCUACUUUCGUACCAGGCAAGUUUUGGUCCAUCUAAGGCUAAAUAGAUAAGCAAAGGGCAUUGAAUUUUACCUCUGGUUUCAUGAAUGAAUACAUUAGUAAUUCUGGUGAGUUUUAA
This is a messenger RNA of Hevea brasiliensis (rubber tree), 1789 nucleotides long. Its product is annotated as U-box domain-containing protein 9. Gene Ontology annotation, cellular component: cytoplasm; nucleus. Gene Ontology annotation, molecular function: ubiquitin-protein transferase activity. The record is from RefSeq and is a predicted model, not a curated record. Gene Ontology annotation, biological process: protein ubiquitination. NCBI's taxonomy places the organism in Eukaryota, Viridiplantae, Streptophyta, Magnoliopsida, Malpighiales, Euphorbiaceae. Bases 202 to 1572 code for a protein of 456 amino acids. The transcript is spliced from 2 exons.